This is a messenger RNA of Protopterus annectens (West African lungfish), 607 nucleotides long. Its product is annotated as IgA receptor-like. Lineage: Eukaryota; Metazoa; Chordata; Ceratodontiformes; Protopteridae. Bases 23 to 592 code for a protein of 189 amino acids. The transcript is spliced from 16 exons. The record is from RefSeq and is a predicted model, not a curated record.
UGCAGUAAGAGACAAGAAAAAGAUGGAAGCAGAAAUGAAAACACUUCAUGAACAAAAAGAUGCUGCAUUAAGAGAGAAGGAAACAAUGGAGCAAGAAAUGAAAACAAUUCAUGAACAAAAAGAUGCUGCAUUAAGAGAGAAGGAAACAAUGGAGCAAGAAAUGAAAACAGUUCACGAACAAAAAGAUGCUGCAUUAAGAGAGAAGGAAACAAUGGAGCAAGAAAUUAAAACACUUCGUGGACAGAAAGAUGAUGCAGAAAGAGAGAAGAAACAAAUGGAAGCAGGAAUGAAAACACUUCGUGAAGAGAAAGAUGCUAUGGAGAAAGAUAAGAAGACUAUAGAAAAAGAAAUGAAAACACUUCAUGAAGAGAAAGAUGCUAUAGAAAAAGAAAAGAAAUGUAUGGAAACAGAAAUGGAAACACUCCGUCAACAAAAAGGUAUUGCAGAGAGAGCUAAGAGAAAUAUGGAAACAGAAAUGGAAACACUUCGUGAAGAGAAAGGUAAAAUAUGGACGCAUUCUUUAUUUUAUAGUAUAGUUCACAUGCAUGUUGCCUGUACUAAUGAUAUUCUUUGCUAUUGUUUGUUUUUGUAAAGGUUUACUAACAUU